Messenger RNA from Acaulospora colombiana, 825 nucleotides. NCBI's taxonomy places the organism in Eukaryota, Fungi, Glomeromycota, Glomeromycetes, Diversisporales, Acaulosporaceae. The record is from the annotation of a GenBank genome assembly.
AUGUCAGAAUUAAUGAUUUCCGAGGAUAUUUUUAAUAUUGACAUUGAAAUAGAGACGGAGAGAACCGAAAGGAAGAUCAAAGAAAGAGUUGAACAACAUUCACAGUACGUGCCAAAACAUGAUUAUGAUGGGUGGUUUCAUAAGUCGAAAACGCCCACCUUCGAUUUGCUCGUCCAAAAGAAUGGACCAAAUCAAUUAAAACAAUCCAUCGAUCAUUAUUAUUUCCACAAAAAUUUUCAAGAAUCGUUGAGACUCUCGUUGGAAUUUGUUGAAUUUGUGGAGGACCGUAAUAAAAAAAUUGCUUGCGAAGGUGAUGGUAAUGUCGAUGACGAGGAAAAGAAGCAACAAUAUCUGCACUCAAACCCAAACAAAUUAACAAGCACCCGAGACAUGCUGGAGAUCGGUGCCCGCAGUGCCCUGAAAUUGGGAAAUGUUGAGAUAGCGGUGAAAUGCGCUGAUAAGUUGAGUUCUGAACAACUUUUUAUCGAAGAACCAGACAUAACUCUAGAGGAUACUUUCAUUGCACAAAUUUCUUUGUUGAGCUUUCAUCGUGCUCUUAAAAUUAUGAAAACCUCAGAAUGGUUCAAUUCUAUUGAUUUCGUAUCUAAUAGAUUUAUUCGUGAAAAAGUACAAAUAGAAACGCUGAUCCAUAAGUUGGAAGAGGAAGGUGUGGACAUGGAGGGUGCUUACGUGGGCGGAGAGAAUUCAAAAUUAGGGUUGGAAAAAUACGGGUUCGAAUCUGAAAUGAUAAAUUACAUAUUAACGGAAUGCAAGGCGGAUGUAAGGGUGAGCGUCGACCAGGAAAAAUCGGUAGAUCAGUUAUAA